Molecule: messenger RNA, 2379 nt
Organism: Mercenaria mercenaria
Lineage: Eukaryota; Metazoa; Mollusca; Bivalvia; Venerida; Veneridae
Exons: 3
Coding region: 9-563 (184 amino acids)
Source: RefSeq, a predicted model, not a curated record
UACUCACAAUGGUGAACAAAUCUGACACUUUUUGGUGGUCUGCUUUCUUUUCUAUUGUUUUCACUGUUCAUUCUAUAGCAUUUUUUACACCUAAAUGGAUAUCGACCGACACGUGUGAUUCAUGUGGACUGUUUUAUCACUGUUGUCUCAGUGAUGGCCGGUGUGGACUGUAUAACAUAAAUGAAACUGGAACAGAUAUAGUCCCUCCUCCUGUAUUUAACUACCUUCUACCUAUGGAAGCAUUCGCCUUCAGUGUAUAUGUUCUCAAUCUAUGUUUUAUGAUCAUUGCUUGGAAAAAGGAAAGUGUUCGAACACAUGUAUUCGUCGGAAUUCUUGUGUACAUCAUUGUAGCUGUUCUCGCCUUGCUCAGCUUACUUUUAUUGAUUGGCGUCACUGACCCUUCUAAUUUCGGAUACUCUUAUUGGACGGCACUCGUUUCCAGAUUGCCGGUGCUGUUAUUACUGAAAGAAAUUUAUCAUCAAAGAACGGCAGGUGAGGGAGCUGUCAGUGCGGAAGAAGUUCUACUUGUCAAUCAACCCUUGAUGACGUUGUCAAAAGCUUAAAUGUAAUGCAUCAUGAGAAAACCAACAUAGUGCGUUUUCUACCAGCAUGGAUCCAGACCAGUCUGCGCAUCCGCGCAGGUUGGACAGGAUCCAUGCUGUUCGCUUUCAAACCCUGUUACAAAUAGAGAAAUUGUUAGCGAACAGCAUGGAUCCUGACCUGAGCUGGUCGCAAACACACUAUGUUGAUUUUCUCAGGGCGCGCCUCAAAUGUAAUGCUUCACAUUCAAAUGCGAACAUGUUAGUUACGUUGUUUAUACAAUGUAACUGAUUAUAGUGAUUUUUUUAAAUUCCAAUGAAUGAUAUGUAAUGGAAAAAAAAACAGACUGAACAUGGACUGGAAGCUUAUUAACAAGCAUAAGGAGAGAUCGUGUUUGUAUACAACUCUGCUGUAUAUUCUAUUUUUAGAACAGAUAAGACAGUGAUCGGAUGGGCAAACGCCGAACGUCCAUGUUUUUUUUGUUUUUGUUUUUUUUUUUGUAAACAGUGAUGUUUUCUAAGGGCCUAAACUUUCUUAAAACAUAAAUUUUAUCAAUAAUUUUUGGAUCAAUGGAAAUGUUAUAAAACAGGUAAUUUGUUGGUUACUUUUUAUUAUUAUUUCGAAAUAAAAUGGACUGAUAAUAAACGCUUAACUUAGUGUUUCACCAAAAGUUUGAAAAUCACUACGCCGCUAUUAAAAAUCAAAGCAUAGAAAUGUUUGAUGGUUGCGGGUUUUUGGUAGAUUUAUUUCCUGUUUUAAUGCCAGUCUAUGAAUAUACAUGAAUUAGAAAGAAACACAAAUUUAAUUCGCCUCAUAUCAAAGAUGAACUCUGCCCGAUCAAGCUUGUGAUGUAAACAUGGGCUGGAAUACCUUAUCAUUGAUAGAUCUUACAUAAUCUAAAUGGUCAGUGUAAGUGGAUACAGGUAAUAAGAACAGCAUGUUCAUUGAUAGAUCUUAUAUAAUCUAAAUGGUCAGUGCGAGUGGAUACAGGUUGAAUAAGAACUGCUUGUUCAUUGAAAAUUUAUCCACAUUGUUCAUGAAUGGGACAAUUUUGUGUAGCACAUGAACAUCCUUUGGAUGUAAUUCGGAAUAAAAAAAAAGAUGCUAUGAUUGUCAUAAAUACAGUUUAACUUUGGUAGCGGGAUAAACCCGCAGCCAGUAAAUGUCAUUUGGAACGACUAUUCAUUUAAAAAAUAUAUCUGAAUGCAAAAAUAUGAAAAUUGUAAGUAUUUUAAAACUUUUUUGAAUUUUGAAAAUCCAUAAAUGUGCGAAAAAGUUAUUGAAAAUUAAAAUUUCAGAUCCCAUACACAAAUGAUGUUAAAACAUUUGUUUUGCCCACCGCCAGAUAAACAGAUGUUAAUGCGUCACGGCGAUCUUUCCUAUUCUGUUACAUUCACCACUAUUUCUUCAUUCCCUCCUUUACACAUAAUUAUUGUAUUUUUUUGUAUGGCUCAUGGCCUUAUAGGCUUUGUCUAUCAUACAUUUAAAUUUCAAUGACUUUUCAACCAGAAAUCAUUCAAGUCGUCGAAGAGUUCUAAACAGAUGAAAUCAUUAUUUAAUCACAUAACAUGACACAAAUAAACAUGUAUGAGCUAUGAGCAAGUAAAGUAAGUUUACUAUUAAUAAUAAGCUCACUUUACCAGAUGCUCAAAUAUAAAUAUUACAAAAUUAUUAGUUUAUAGUUGAUUUGAUGUUUGAUUUUGUUAUUUGGUCGAGAACUGUUGUACUUGCCAGAUUAAUGAUUACUUUAUUAACUUAUCUUUACAUUAUUUCUUACAAAACAAGAAACAAUCAUCAUUCGUUAUAAAAUUAUGAUGUGUGCAACAAACGAAAAAAAAU